Messenger RNA from Aspergillus homomorphus CBS 101889, 835 nucleotides. RefSeq lists its product as uncharacterized. The record is from RefSeq and is a predicted model, not a curated record. Bases 43 to 657 code for a protein of 204 amino acids. NCBI's taxonomy places the organism in Eukaryota, Fungi, Ascomycota, Eurotiomycetes, Eurotiales, Aspergillaceae. The transcript is spliced from 3 exons.
AGCAUAAUUUACCUUCAGCAGUCAUUAUUUCACUAUCGAAUCAUGCGCUUCUUUCAAACAUUCUUCGUCUUGCUUGCCGCUGGCACCCUGCCAGUGAGGGCUUCAAGUUGCCGCCCAUUCCCUUCCUCGAUGAAUGAAUUCUCUGCUGGAUUUCAACAGCCAGAUCCACCUAUCAUCAAGGCCGAGUACCAGGCCAGUUUCAUCCAGCACAAGUGGAAUCAAAACCUGUCACACAUCACGAAUGGCUACAUCUACAACUCGCCAUCCCAGAAUUAUGUUCGGGCUGAUGAAGCCUUCGAAGGUAGCCUGGCCUCGUCUUUCUUCAACUACACCAAUUCUACCAACGAUGGCCUGGUGGACAAUACUUUGACCACCUAUAACCACAACUCCACCAAGCCAACUAUAUGGCAAGGAUUCGUCAACUCGAAUUUUCCCUUGUUCCCGGAAGACAUACUAGUCACCAAUAACGCUGUUUUUGGCGGACUGGUCCGGCGACAAUUCAAUGAGGGCCUUGUGGCAACCUGGGAUAUCUUGUACCAGGGGGUUUAUCCGGUCACAGUCUACGUGAGCAACUGCAAUAUCAUGGUGGGAUACGACUACUUUUACCCUGAGUUGCGUACCAGGGUUAUCACGGAAUAUUUCAACAUCAAAGCCUAAACUGUUCUACGUUAUGGAUUCCAGUUGAGACAUUCGCGCCGAAACGUCUAGGGUGAAGGGGAUUUAACAGUUGCCCCAGCCGGGCCAGGCUCAGCCUUUUUCCCUGCUUACCAUCAAUGUGCUGCUUCUUCACAGCAUACAUAUCUACUUUUUGUAUGCGAGGUGAACUAUCUUUCUG